This is a messenger RNA of Danio rerio (zebrafish), 1847 nucleotides long. Lineage: Eukaryota; Metazoa; Chordata; Actinopteri; Cypriniformes; Danionidae. The record is from RefSeq and is a predicted model, not a curated record.
UUGGGGAAAAAAAUAAACAGGGGUCUAAUAAUUCUGACUUCAACUGUAUAUAUGUAUGUAUAAUCUCAAAGUUUAACAGAUGUUAUACAUCCACCAUUAUUACAUGAGUUCUGGAUGUACGAAUUACAUUAAAAUGUUUCCACUGAAACUGUUUUCAUUCAAAAUGGCCUCUCAGCUGAGCUCUCCUCCAUGACAUCAAGAUUAGAACUCUGCACUGCUGUUCUAAACUGAUGUUCUGACUCUCGAGCGCUGUUGGUGUGUUUAGGAGUGAACUGAUCGACAGCUACUUUCGUGUCUUUCAGUGUUUUUUGACGACUUUUGAAUUGAGCAUUGACUGUUCAUAAUGUCACUGUUUACCAGUGUAUUUCGGCAGCUGUCUGCAUGUUUUACACCUUCAUGGGGCAGAAGGCUGAGCCCUCAGAUCGCUGAUAUAGGUGCAGAGGCAGGAGAAAGCAAGGCCAUGUCCACACAGAAACACCGCAAGGUGAAGUCCCAUCAUGGACACAGACCGGGCAAAGAGGGAGAGGGUCUGAAAGACCAGGCUGAAGAGGAAAAACAAGCUCUCAGUGCUGAAAACAUACAGAGCACCGAGAGAGAAGGAGGAAACGGAGAACCUGGAGGAAAGAAAAGAAAGAGGAGAAAGCUGAAAAACAAAAAGACUCUUCCUCUUCCUGUAGAGGUCAAACCUCUGCCAGCUCCAGCCUGUUUCUCCUCCUCCCCUCCAGUUGGAGAUCAACCUGAACAUCCAGAUGUCCUCGCUCUCCCAGCUGCUGGCCUCAAACCUCUGCUGAAAGACAAAGAGUCUCUUCCUCGUCUUGUUGAGGUCAAACCUCUGCCAGCUUCAGCCUGUUUCUCCUCCUUAACACCAGUUGGAGAUCAACCUGAACAUCCAGAGGUUCUCGUUCUCCCAGCCUCUCACCUCAAAGCCUUGUCACCUCUCUCAAACCCAGCAUCCCGUCCUCAAUCGCCUGUUGAGGAAACUGAUGAGGUGCUGCCAAGCUCAGUGAUCCAAGUGGCUCCAUGUGUCUCUCCAGAACCAGUCCUCCUUCCCCUCCAGAGCUCUUCUGAGGUGGCUUCUCUGUGCUCGAUUCCUUCAUUCAGUGAGCCGUCUCUCCUCCAGAGUCCUCCUGAAACGCUGCCGAUUCCUCCAAUCUUUGCGUUUGACGAGGUGGUGUCUCUUGUAAAGCCUCAAGCAUCUGAGUGUUCUCCCUCUUCAGGCCUCAUGCUCUUUGACUUUGAGGAUGAGGAGCUUGAAUUUAUGGAGUACACGGAGGAAGACAUAGAAGCUUUCUAUGAGUCUGAAAUGAAGCCGAGGCGGAUGGCGGCUUGGCUGGAGCAGGAGGAAGUGACGGAGGUCCAGAAAGAUGGAGGAAAGGGAGCCUCGCAGGUCAUACAAAACCCGCUGAAUGAGGUGUCUCGUGAUGAGGCGUUUGAGGAGCUCCUGAUUCAGGCGUUCUGCACCGGGCCUCCUGUGUACACCGAAAUCAAGAGCAGGAAGAAGCCAAAGAGGAACGGCCCGCUGGUUCUGUUCAGCUUGAUGGAGGAGAAGGUGAAGAAAAAGCAGGAAAAGAAACUGCGUAAGGAGGAGGAGAGAAAUGAGAGAAAUCUCCUGCGGGAACGCUACAGAAAUGAUCCAAAACUCAAACACUUGUGCAUCAAUAAGCACAAUCCCAACUUCUGCUGGUCCUGAAGCGGAUCACCGUCCCUCCCUGACACCUCCUUACACCUUUACCCUACUGCACAUUCCUGCCUGUAAAUAAAAGUGUGCAUAGCAAAGCUGAAUGUUUCAUGACUCUUUCUUAUCACUGCACGUUUUAUUUCUAAUGCACUGGAAGAAAUAUAUCUCA